AUGGAGGCGGCAGCGCCGCCGUACAGAGCUGGACGGAUAUUUGACAAAAAAAUGAGGACGGCAGAGGGCGAACGCGGAAGGCGGACGACAGAGGCGGAGGCGGAGGUGGAGGGCGGACUUAUGCAUCGUGAUUCCGCCGUUCUAAAUGCUUUCUUAACCGACUCUGAUUCAGAUGAUCUUGAAAUGCUCUUAGAAGCAAUGGAAGAGGAGGAAGUUGAGAGAGAAAAACAAUGCAAGCGUCGCCGUGGUUCAGUUCCGGGUAGAAGGGUUAUUCAUCGCAACAGAGUUGAAGGUUAUAAUAGACUUUAUCGUGAUUAUUUCGCUGAUAAUCCUGUAUAUCAUGAUGUUUAUUUCAGGAGAAGGUUUCGUAUGCACAAACCUCUAUUUUGUAGAAUUAUUUCUAAUGUCGAAGCAUACGAUCACUAUUUCGUCCAAAGAAAUAAUGCAGGAGAGGUCCCUGGUUUAUCAAGUCUUCAAAAAGUAAUUGCUGCAUAUAGAAUACUUGCUUAUGGAGUUCCUGCUGAUAUACUGGAUGACAACAUACGCAUAGGAGAAAGCACUGCUAUUGAGAGUUUACACCAUUUUGUAAAAGCAAUUGUUGCCGUUUUUGGUGAACAAUAUUUAAGAGCACCAAAUGCGGUCGAUCUGUCCCGGCUGCUCCAAUUCAACGAGCAACGUGGAUUUCCAGGAAUGAUUGGAAGUAUCGAUUGUAUGCAUUGGGAAUGGAAAAAUUGUCCAACCGCAUGGCAAGAUAUGUACUCGGGUCAUUUUCGUACACCAACCAUUAUAUUAGAGGCGGUUGCAUCACACAAUCUUUGGAUAUGA
Messenger RNA from Erythranthe guttata (spotted monkey flower), 825 nucleotides. The record is from RefSeq and is a predicted model, not a curated record. NCBI's taxonomy places the organism in Eukaryota, Viridiplantae, Streptophyta, Magnoliopsida, Lamiales, Phrymaceae.